Messenger RNA from Linum trigynum, 4977 nucleotides. NCBI's taxonomy places the organism in Eukaryota, Viridiplantae, Streptophyta, Magnoliopsida, Malpighiales, Linaceae. The record is from the annotation of a GenBank genome assembly.
UUUAUCACUCAUAAAUCAACAACCAAUAUCACCCUUGUUCAUUUUCUUUGGAUAAUAAAUAGAGUAAAUACAAUUUAAUAGCCAAAUCUUUCGUUUUAAACAAAAUAAUAGUCAAACCUUUCGAAAAAUAAAAUAAUAGCCAAUCUGUUAACUUUUCAUCCGAUUGACCGUCAGUUGACCCUGAUGUGGCAUUUAAUUGCAGAGUUGGAUGUUGAUUAGUGACGUGGCAAAAAAACCAUUUUACUGUGACACAUGGAUAUUUAUUAAAUUAUUUUGACAAAACAAAUAAACAAAAGUAACCUCCAGCAUCUCGUCGCUAUCUCCACUUCCCUCAAAUCCAAUCGCCAAGUCCAUUCUUCUUGUUCGAUCAUCUUCCCCAAUCCCUAAACAGCUAAACCUCAAUUCGCUAUCUCCUCUUUCUAGCUCGAUCUGAUCGUCGCACGAUCUUUCUAAUCUGCCGACUUCUAUCCUUGGCUUUGAAAAGGACCUCUCCUUCAUAGCGAGCUCCUCCUUUCUCCUCGCCGUCAAAUCUUCAAUGGCCCUUUCCCAAAACGCAACCAACGGCACUGCACCGUCACUGCCUCCUGGGGAAAUUGGGGUUCGUACAUCGGCUUUUAACUAAGACGGCGACAGGGUCAGAGGCGAUGGAGAUCAAGCGGUGAGGUUUCUCUUGGAUGAUUGAGGUGGGAUUUCAAUCCCCUGCACCAACGCCCACCUCCAUUUUCCCUCUCUCUUCACUCAUAUUCCAAUGCUGCUCAGUGAAGCCGCCUACUGGCUUUGUGAGGUGUCGAUGCCCUCUCGUCCAGUCUUGGAAAUUUGGGAAUCGAAUCUAGGGGGAUUGAUUUCGAACUCGUCGUCUUCUUCUGGAGAAGCUUCUUCUCAUGGUGUCUGAAUUCCCUGACUAUGGGUGCAGACACUAGAUCAUGUGACAUCUCCCCCUGUCCCAAUUUCUCUCUUUCUUCUUCGAGCCAUCAGGGGAAUUUGAAUCGUCACCGCCUCCUUAACCCAUCUCCGCCUUCCUCGAACAUCAUCUAUCAUCUCGUCAUCUGGGAAAUAAAAUCCCAUCGUCGCCGACCUCGCCACGGCUGUCGGUGGUACGAAAAGGGGAGAAUCAAGCGAGGGACAAAGCUUGGACGAGCAGGGGACCAAGCCCCGCAACACGCGCGACCCCGAUGUGGAUCUUCGAGAAGAAGCCUAUUCCGUCGCCUUCUCUGGUCAAGCCAGAUCUGGGAGAAUCGCCGCUUUGCCCCAGGGAUUUCAUACUCGGCGACAGAAAGAAACUCUAGGAUAGUCGUCGCCCGAAUCUAAUGGAGAUUGGAGUAAUGGAUAGGUGCGGGGAGUCGGAUGGAGGAAUAGGGGAUCUUGAAGAGAGAGGGUUUGGUUGUUAUUUUAUUUUGUUAAAUUAAUUAUUAUAUGAAUUAAUAAAUAUCCACAUGGCAUAGUCAAAUGGUUGGCUCUUUGCCACAUCACCCUAAAACUGCCACAUCAGAGUCAGCUGAUGGUCAAUCGGAAAGUUAACAGUUUAGUUAAUAGUUACUAUUUUGUUUUUUAAUAGAUUUGACUAUUAUUUUGCUUAAAAGAAAAUAUGUGACUAUUAUAUUUUAUUUACCCUAAAAAAUAUUGGUUUUGGAUAAUGGUGCAACAAAGUAACAUGAUUACCGAUUGGAUUGUCAUUGCACGCCUAGCUUUUAUGUUUUGUUUUCACAUGAUUAGAUGAUUUGCAAUAUUCCUCAUCCUUUCUACACACACCAAUCCCUUUUGUUUUCUAGGUUCUGGUGGGGAUUUACUAUUUGCCAUUACCUUUUUCUGUUGUAAAUGCCUCUCUCUUAGAACACUGUUUUAUCUUUAUUCGAAUGAUUGCAUCCUCUCUUGUUCCUCCAUCUGUCAAGGCGUGCCCCGGCCCCCUCUCCACAUUCAUUCUUCACCAUCCUUCUCCCCUCAGUUCCCCCCACCAAUAGAAGUCAAUAAAACUGCCAUUUCGUUACAAGAUUGGGGCAACGAAAUAGUAAAUUCCCAUUACUGGAGAGGUUUUGUAUUAUAAUUUACAAAAUCACUAUUAUUAAUAUUAGUGCUGUGAAGACCGAAUCGCAAUGUUCCGUAUUCGAGUUGUUGGGAGAAAGUUAAUUAUAGAUCUUAUACAUUAUUUUACAUGCUUCCUCAAAUGAAAGUCCACUCGUGAGCUUGAAGUUUGCAUAGAUCUAUCAUACCAUGUGCUUAAGUCAACUGUUAGUAUUGUAGGUCUUAGAGUUUCAAACACACGACCACUUGUUUAAACCAGCUCCGUUACCGUGUCAUAAACCAGUUGGUCCCAAUAACUCAGGUAGUUGGGACCAACUGAAUUAUGACAUGGUAUUAUAGUCUUCUGUUAUCGAGAGGUGUUUGGUUCAAAUCCUGGUAACCUCCACUAGUAAGUUAGCGCAUGGUGUCUGUGCAAAUUUUAAGCAUAUAUGAAUGACUUUGAGGGAAUAUAUUAGUGAGUGGUAUAUAAUGUAUGAUUUAAAGUCUAAACUGGAAACUGAACCUCAAUAAAGUUGCAUCCGUAUAUUUAACCGAUGGGAGUUGCUGGCUUUUUUUUCUUCUUCUUAUUAACUUCUCAUGAAGGGACAAUUCCAUUAUCCAUUAGCAAUGGCCCCUCGAUCGUUAUCCUGUUUUACAAUAUGUAAUGUCACCACUAGUACUCCACUUACCUUUAAGAUACCUUUUAGAUUUCAUCAUUACUGCUUUUACCCACAAUAUGGGAGAGCUGUGAUGAUAGAAUAGAACAAAACCCUACCUGUGGCGGGCCUUAACCUCCAUUAUUAACUUAAUUGUCUGAUGCGUAGAUACUGAGGGUCUUGACUUGGGCACAGUUUAGCUUUCAUGAUAAAAAGCAGUUCAACUGGACCUGGCAAUCGGGUUGGGUGAUUUUGGGUUGGGGACUUUUGUUACGGGUCGAGUCAUAUUUGGUUGACUGAUUUCGAAUCCAAUAUUGACCCAACUCACUCGGUUUCGGGUCGGGUCACUACAAGAAAAACUGCCUUCCGUGACCACUAUAAUUUGUCGCUGAAAGUGCAAAAUUGGUUGCAGAUACUUUUCUACGACCAAAUAAUUUUGGUAGCAGAAAUGGUCGCUAUAGGCGCGUUACCAAUUCCUAUGGUGACCAAAAAGGAGAUUGGUAGCGGAUAGAAUGGCUAUUGCAACCAAUAUUAUCAAUGGUAAAAAUCUGGAAUAUAUAGUUACCAACUUUUUUUGGUUGUAAUAGUUCCGACUACAACCAAUUUAUUUGGUUACAAAUUUUACUUUUAGUUACCAAUUUUAUUUUUAGUUACCAAUCCUUUUGGUAGUGAACGUAUAUACACAACGAACAAUUAUGGUCAUGAAAGAUACAUACGCCGACCAAUUAAAUCAUUAAAGACGACCAUUUUCAUGGUUAUGAAAGUUUAACACAACCAUAAAAUUUGGUCGUAAAAAACAUAUAUGUCAACCAAUUUUGUCAUAUUAAAGAGUUUAAGGCAACUAUAGAAUUUGGUCAUGAAAUGUACAUACACCAACCAAUAAAAACCGUUAAAAUGACUAAUAUUUUUGGUUGCCAACAUUUAUCACAACCACCAAAUUUGGUCUUAAAGUUCAUAUCCUAACCAAUUAAUUAAUUAUUUUAUACGCCCAGUAUUGUUUCGAUGCUCAAUGGUAUUGAAAAUGUGUCCUGUUCAAACUUGAGCUAAUUAAUAGAUAAAAACGGUAGAAACUAUUAUUCCAUACAAAUAUAAUUUUGCAUCUCAUAUAUAUAACAUAGAGUGAGGAUUAGCAGUAACAGAACAUCUCAAAAAGAACAAUCUCUAAGUGUCUAAUUUCACAUAGAUAUUAGAUACCUUCAUAACCCAAUCCAUAAUUCUACAACUGUUCACUUCUUCUUCUUCUUGUUAACCUUCCAGCUUUCAGCUCACUUCUUCCACAUUGGAUUCCCAGAUUCAUCAUUCACUUCUGCAGCAUUUCAAAGUAUAAAAUAUAAAAGUAAUUAGGUGACAGUUCAUUAACAAAGAUUGAAAAUAGGAAAAUAAGAGAAAUAGUAACGAUGUGCUAGCAUGAGUCCUAACUUCCCGAUCCUGACUACAAAAAAGACACAGUAAUCUUGUCUCAUUUUCAAUGACUUCAAUUCAAGUCCCAACUUUAAAGAGCAUCAGCAACUUAGAAUAAGAACAUAGAACAAAUUGAUACCUUUAUCUGGUGCCAUAAAAUAAAAUAAAAAGAUUCCCCUGCAACAACGAGGGAAGUAAAUGGUAUAACAGGGGAGGGAGGAAAAGGGUAACUAAAACUUAACUAACUGAGGGAGUUCAGCGAAAUCAAAAUCAAAAUCAGGUUGAACUGUAGCUAAUGAAGCUCAGGGUGCAGUGUGAUGGUAAGUAAAAUUGCAGAAGGCAUUGCAGGUUCACUUUGAAACCUCUUCGCUGCAACAUGGACAACGAAAUAGCUAUAUUCCAUCAUCCUAGGAGUCGAAGAAUUCGCAUAACUAGCUUUAUGAGAGCAAAAUGCCAAAAUCAAAACACUUGAACUAAUAAAGUUUAUCUAUGGUAUCAUGAGAUUCUCUAAAUCUACUUCCGAGAACAUUCCAACUAAUUGAAGUAAUCUAGACACAACGUUCUAUCAUCAAUUACCAUCAUCAAAUUUAAACCAAAUUCUACACGAAGACUAAACAGAACUGGCAUGCAUAAAGUAGCUUCAGUAAUCAAUGCAGUCAAAAUCUAGAUUUUAAGUAAAAUCGAAAACUGAGGUAGAAUCGAAAUCGUAGAUUAAAAUCGUAAAAUCGUAAGAUUUUAAGUUUCAUAUUAAAAUAAAUACUUAAAACACUAGAUAGUAAUAAAAAUGCAUAUCUUGAAUAACAAUCAACCACAUAAAGCAUAAUUACUUCCCAAGAUAAGUUUGUUUGCUAAACAAACACAACUAAUCCAUAUAUUUUUCUUGUACAUAAUGGAAACACACAAAUAAGAAACCUGAAACAUU